Messenger RNA from Schistocerca gregaria, 3083 nucleotides. RefSeq names its product DDB1- and CUL4-associated factor 13-like. The transcript is spliced from 2 exons. The record is from RefSeq and is a predicted model, not a curated record. Lineage: Eukaryota; Metazoa; Arthropoda; Insecta; Orthoptera; Acrididae. Bases 208 to 1764 code for a protein of 518 amino acids. Gene Ontology annotation, molecular function: protein binding. Gene Ontology annotation, cellular component: small-subunit processome; nucleolus. Gene Ontology annotation, biological process: maturation of SSU-rRNA from tricistronic rRNA transcript (SSU-rRNA, 5.8S rRNA, LSU-rRNA).
AAUAAUAAUAAAAUACCGAACUCAGUCCAAGUCGCGCGUCCACUGCCACUUCGCCCCACUUGUAUAGAAACGCACUUCUUUCUGCGAGCACAAAGGCUGAACGCUCGUCUUCUGCUUGCGACUCCCCCCUCCCUUGGACCGCUUCUCUACCCCUAAGAAGCUCUCUAAACCACUCGCCAUAAGGUCCCACCCACCGGGCCAAAAUUCAUGAAGAUCAAAGUCCUCGAACGCAACCCCGUCGACUACCUCAAACAAAAACCCCUCGAACUCCAAAGGGUCCAGCACAAUCCAGAUCCUGCGCUGCACCCAUUCGAACGACCCCGGGAGUAUGUCAGAGCGCUGAACGCCGUCAAACUCGGCCGGUUGUUCGCAAAACCGUUCAUUCGGUCCUUUGCCGGGCACAGAGAUGCCGUCUAUACUCUCGCAAAGCACCCCAGCCAGCUUUCCCUAAUCGCCUCGGGGAGUGGAGAUGGAGAGGUAAGACUGUGGAACAUGACCACCGGCGAAUGCCUCUAUGUCCUGGAAAAGGCGCACGCCGGAUUCGUAAGGGGAAUCGCUAUCAAUGAAAAGGGACAAUUCUUGUCCUGCGGCGACGACGCAAACAUAAAACUUUGGGACGUCCGAGCUCCAACUUGGAUUCCUCAGUUCGAGGAUCUCCCAACCGCCGGUCUCAAAGAUGACGUAGACGAACUACUUGGUCAACUGAUUCAUCAAGAUCAAGCGGACACCUCUUCUCAUAGACUAACGCCCCAUCCGUCGAAUACCUCGGACGAGUACGCUCACGUUCGGCGCUUUGGUGCUCCUAUUUACCAAAGCGCAAAAGUACUGGCCAAUUCCGGUAAACCCAUCUCCAGCUGGAUAUGUCAGACCGCAUUAACGUCUAUUUCUCACCAAUGGGAGAAAGGACGUGUUUCAAACAGCACGUUCGCCACCUCUUCCAUCAAGAGCGUUUGCGUCUGGGACUAUCAACGCUCGGAUCCUAUCGCCGAAAUGCGCUGGAGUGACAUCGACCCCGACUCCUACCUUCAGUGUUCCUUUAAUCCAGUCGAGACCGACAUCCUCGCCGCCACGGCCACUGACCGCUCGUUCGCCCUCUUCGACCUCCGAAGCAAAAACCCUAUUCGAAAAUUAGUCAUGUCCAUGAACAACAACGCUUUGGCCUGGAACCCUAUGGAAGCCUUCAACUUCACCGUCGCCAAUGAAGAUCACAACCUGUACACCUUCGACAUGCGAAACCUCGACAGCGCGCUCAACGUGCAUAUGGACCACGCCGCCGCUGUCCUGGACGUCGACUAUUCGCCCACGGGACAGGAAUUCGUCUCCGGGUCCUACGACCGCACGUUAAGAAUCUUCCCAGUUAAUCAUGGCCGCUCCAGAGAAGUCUAUCACACAAAACGUAUGCAGCGCAUUUUCUGUGUCAGAUUUUCCUCGGACACCAAAUUCGUUCUUUCCGCUAGCGACGACACGAACAUACGCCUCUGGAAAGCCAACGCGUCAGAACCGCUGGGCGUUCUGUCAUCCAGAGAGACACAAAGACUGCAAUACCAACAGCAACUCAUUAAUCGCUACAAACACCUCCCAGAGAUAUCUAGGAUCUAUCGAAAACGUCACGUACCUCAGGCCGUUCGCUAUGUUCAAAAGACGAAGCAUAUUAUCAAUCACUCCAAGAAGAGGAAACUCGCAAACAGGCUGGCCAUCACGUCACCCGAGUCAGUAAACAUCACGCCACUGAAAAAGCAGAGCAUUAUUGCUGAAGAGGAAUAAGAAGCGCCUGCCUUUGUUUGAAUCUCGUACCACCAACACGACUACAGCACAUUCGUCUAAACGCUCCUCUUUGACAGUCCAGCUGGCCCGGCACCUCUCUUUCGAGCCCCAGUGGUGGCCCUGGGCGCGACGGAUACAGAAUUCCAAAAUCAUGCGCGAAGAACCUAAGCAAUAAUACGCGGUUGCCCUAUCUGUGGCGUGCGGAUCAAUCCAUCAACGCCCUCGUCUAAAAUACCACCCUCACUACCCUGUCGAACGGCUCUCAUACAUUCCAUACGUACGGCGAGAAAUGUUUUGCUGUCCCUUACAGCCAGCAAAAAAAAGAAUGACAUCAUUUGUUCUAUACACAGCCCGUAUUAUUCUUGUUGAAGACAAAAUCAGUUGCGCCUUGUUUUUUUUUUCGUAUGUGGUUCCCUAAUUAUACCCAUUUCGAGCCUGUUUUUCCUGGUUCUCAUAAUCCGCACAAUGCGGAUGACAUCGGCACUCCUUCACAUUCAGCUCGACCAAGCAGAAUUUACAUUGCCUAUUGGCAUAGAUAUUGUGUGUCUUUCUGACGUAGUCAAAAAGAAAACGUUUUUCCCAAACGCGUCGCCUCGGUACACCUGAAGAUUCGUCGUUAAGUUUGGUUCUGCAAUCGUUCGUAGUCUCUGAAACCACGCUCAGCGCUCCGCUUUCCCUAACCAUUCUGUCUAUGAAGCCGCAACACAUUGUACUUUCCUCGGCGAUAAAUUCCUAUUGACUAACUUCUGUAACCGGCGCCCGUUGAAUCGCGCUAAAAGAAAUGCGACGUAUUCAGAUGUACUGGCAAUCUUCAAUUGCAACGCGCCAAAUGAAAUCGACGUCGUCCUGCCCUUGUAACCAGAGGUGAAGCUAUGCCUCAAUACAGAAAGCACUUGUGGCUGGCAGCUUCUCACAGAUCGCAAAUGUUGUCCAUAAAACUCCGUAUCCCGGUAGGUCCAACUGCCACGGUACGUUAUCAGCUGCAAUAGUUUUUUUUCACCACGCCCAGAAAUUGUCUAAAACAAUUGCUGACACUCAUCUUUUACAGUGUCUGUGCGUCAAGUUAAAAUUUUAAACUCCAUUUCCUUCAAGCGCCAAUAUUCUAGUUCGGUCAAACGCGCACCUGCCGAUACGACUCAAUGUCUAUUUGGCAUUCCCUUGUUGUGUCUUACACCCGCUUCGGUUUUCGAAAUUAAAUGCGUUUUCAUUCAUUGGUUCCACCUAAACACAGCCCAAUAGCGCACAUUUGAGAAGAAUCUUAAACGGACACGCAAUUCAGUCUAGUCCUUACUGCUACCUCAUUGACCUUGUGUACGUGC